AAGCUAACAAAUACUCUCCAUACUGAAACUGUAUAUGGAUUCUUACCGUGUACCAGAAAUUGUUCGCCCCCUUGCUGAUUUUCCCCCUGAUAAAUGGGCCCACUAUUUUCUCAAUCACACUCCCCUUGACAAGGUUUCACAAAACCAUAUGGAACAAAAGAUCAAAGUGCUCAAAGAAGAAGUGCAAAAAGAGCUAGUAAUUCCUAUUGUAAAUGAUCCAAAAGAAAGACUUGUUUUGAUUGAUGAAAUUCAAAGACUUGGGGUGGCUUAUCAUUUUGAGGAAGCAAUAGAAGCCAACCUACAAGAAUUUUACAAAAAUGAUAAUGUUGGUUUGUGCUAUAAGGGUGAUCUUCAAUAUGUUUCUCUAAAAUUUCGUCUAUUAAGACAACAUGGCCUUUGCAUAUCAAGUGAAAUCUUUGAUGAGUUUAAGAAGAAGGAUGACAGUUUCAUCGAAAAUAAUGUGGAAGGGAUUUUAAGCUUGUAUGAAGCAUGUCAACUGAGAUUAGAUGGAGAGAAUGUAUUAGAAGAAGCCCUUCUUUUUACUACAACUCAUUUAACCUUUUUAGUUUCAUCAUCAACUUUAAGCUCUUCAAUGGCUGAACAAAUCAGUCGCUCUUUAAAGAGACCUCUUUACAAGCGUACAACACCACUUGAAGCCAAGCAUCAAAUUACCAUUUAUCAGCUUCACCCUUCACAUAAUCAAUCUCUCCUAAGACUUGCCAAACUCAAUUUUAACUUGCUUCAAUCACAACACAAAAUGGAGAUAAAUGAUAUCUACAGGUGGACAAUAAACAUGGAUUAUAGUGGAAAAUUUCCAUAUGCAAGGGAAAGAGUAACGGAGAGCUUCUUUUGGGCAUUAGGAGUGUGCUAUGAACCCAAAUAUGCAUAUGCUCGUAAACUCCUAUGCAAAUUCACGAUAUUAAUAACUGCUGUAGACGACAUAUAUGACUCGUAUGGCACCAUCCACGAGUUGGAGCUUUUCACUGAUGUUGUUCACAGAUGGGACUCCACUCGUUUUAAUCAACUUCCGGACUACUUUAAAUUUUUGUACCAAUUUCAGCUUCAUACAAUCCAAGAGUUUGAACAAGAAUUGACUAAUCAAGGAAAAUCACAUGAUUUAUCUUAUCUCAAAAAGGAAUUCGAAAAUAUAUGCGAAGCCUACCUACAAGAAGCUAGAUGGCUUCAUGAAAAGUUAAUGCCAACUUAUGAAGAGUAUAUAAAGGUUGGGGUUACAACAAGCAUCAUCCCUUGUUUGCUCAUGGCAACUCUUCAAGGCAUGGGCGAUAUUGCAAGAAAAGAAGACCUUGAAUGGAUUUUCCGAAAAUCGAAGUCCAAAAAAGCCACAGGCAUUCUCUGCAGGAUCAUGAAUGACAUCCACGGACACAAGGAGGAGCGAAAGAGAAACCAUAUACCCUCAGCUGUGGAAUGCUAUAUGGCAAACUAUGGCGUAUCAGCAGAAGAUGCUUAUAAGGAGCUGGAGAAGAAAGUGGAGGAAGAAUGGAAGAACGUAAGAGCUGAGAUGAUUCGACCAACUGUUGUUCCGAUGCCAAUUCUAAUGCGAAUUCUCAACGCAUGUAAGACAAUGUACGAUUUGUACAAGGACGGAGAAGAUGGCUUUACUCGUGCUGAAUUUAUGAAAUCUCAAAUCAAAGCACUACUUAUAGAACCUGUUAUAUAACAGUCUCAAGAUUUGUGCUUGGUUUUCUGUUUGGUAGGUUGAGACUUGAGAUGUUAUUUACUUAAAAAACAAAUAAUAAUGCUUGUAACAUUGAUCAAGUUGUUGAACUUCUCUAAGAUGGAUAUGUAUGUCUUGUAUGUGUGUAUUGUCCAUUCUUGAAAUACUAAAAUGAAGAGUUAGUUUCAUUUGCUUAA
Molecule: messenger RNA, 1872 nt
Organism: Amaranthus tricolor (Joseph's coat)
Lineage: Eukaryota; Viridiplantae; Streptophyta; Magnoliopsida; Caryophyllales; Amaranthaceae
Product: (-)-germacrene D synthase-like
Exons: 7
Coding region: 35-1678 (547 amino acids)
Biological process (GO): diterpenoid biosynthetic process
Molecular function (GO): magnesium ion binding; terpene synthase activity
Source: RefSeq, a predicted model, not a curated record